Molecule: messenger RNA, 1127 nt
Organism: Empidonax traillii (willow flycatcher)
Lineage: Eukaryota; Metazoa; Chordata; Aves; Passeriformes; Tyrannidae
Gene: GLMP
Product: glycosylated lysosomal membrane protein
Exons: 2
Coding region: 1-444 (147 amino acids)
Cellular component (GO): lysosome
Source: RefSeq, a predicted model, not a curated record
AUGUCCCCCCAGGUGACAGCGUUCCCCUCCUGGGGCCGUGCAGGUGUCCCCCCCGGGCUGCAGCAGGUGCCAGGGAGCUGUGGGUUGGAGUUCCUGCUGCAGGGGGUGUCCCCCCGCGGGAACAGCUCCCGCUUCCUGCUCGAGGUGGCGGCGCUGGAGGCGCCGGGGGCGGCGCGGGCGCUGCGGGCACGGAGAGACCUGGACGAUGAGUUCGCCCCCGGGGUGUUCGAGGUGAUGGGCUCAGGGGCUGAUUCCUCCCCCUCCCACCCCCCCAGGUCGGUGCUGGUGGGCUUUGGGGAGCCCCCCAGGGACACCUUCUCCCCCCUGAUCAUCUCCAUCAUGGCUGUGGCUCUGGGCACCCCCCUGGCCCUGCUCCUGGGGGGCUCCGGCCUCGUCCUGCUGGCCCGGAGGAGACGCUACUCCGAGUACGAGCCCAUCAACUGAGGGGACACCCUGGGGACACCCCCAGGAUCCGCAGGGACAUCCCUGGGAUUCUCUGGGAGACCCCCAGGAUCCGCAGGGACACCCCCAGGAUCUGCAGGGACACCCCCAGGAUCCGCAGGGACACCCCCAGGAUCUGCAGGGAGAGCACCAGGAUACUCAGGGAGACCCCCAGGAUGACCAGAGAAACCCCCAGGAUCUCCAGGAAGACCUCCAGGAUCCUCAAGGAGACCCUCAGGAUCUUCAGGGAGACCCCCAGAUUCCCAGGGAGACCCCCAGGAUCUCCAGGGACAACCCCAGGAUCCUCUGGGAGACCUCCAGGAUAUGUAGGGAGACCCCCAAGAUCCACAGGGAGACCCCCAGGAUACCCAGGGAGACCUUUGGGAUCCCCAGGAGACCCCCAGGAUCCUCUGGGAAACCCCCAGGAUGCCCAGGGAGACCUUUGGGAUCCCCAGGAGACCCCCAGGAUCCUCUGGGAGACCCCCAGGAUGCCCAGGGAGACCUUUGGGAUCCCCAGGAGACCCCCAGGAUCCUCUGGCUCUCCCCAUCCCGGCAUUCCCAGCUCCAAGGGGAUCCCUUGGCACCGUCUCCCUUUGUCCUUGCUCCUCCUCUCCCUGCCUUGGAUUGCACUUUUCUCCCCCCUCCCCUGUUUUUUCCUGAUUAUUCCAAGGGAUUUCAAUCCCUGG